This is a messenger RNA of Gadus chalcogrammus (walleye pollock), 7738 nucleotides long. RefSeq names its product E3 ubiquitin-protein ligase UHRF2-like. Bases 183 to 3143 code for a protein of 986 amino acids. Gene Ontology annotation, molecular function: ubiquitin protein ligase activity; protein binding. The record is from RefSeq and is a predicted model, not a curated record. The transcript has 16 exons. Gene Ontology annotation, biological process: negative regulation of gene expression via chromosomal CpG island methylation; protein ubiquitination. NCBI's taxonomy places the organism in Eukaryota, Metazoa, Chordata, Actinopteri, Gadiformes, Gadidae.
UUGCUUGGCGCCGCGACCCCAUGUGAGACACCUCCUGCAUGAGCCCGUCUACCCCUGCAGAGGAAAGCGCAAUGGAGCACUGAACCUUUACAUCGUUAUCCCCCUCUCCCCAAACCCUUGUUUUCCAAAACAAACCCACGUUUAUUGUUUUUUGGGGGGGCUACAGUAGCGUUGCUGCAACGAUGUGGAUUCAGAUUCGUACUAUUGACGGGAAGGAAACGCGAACCAUUGAGGACCUUUCUAGAUUGACCAAAAUUGAGUCUUUACGGUUGAAAAUACAGGAGAUCUUCCAUGUUAAUCCAGAGCAGCAGCGGCUAUUCUAUCGAGGGAAGCAGAUGGAAGAUGGCCAGACCCUCUUCGACUACAGCGUGGGCCUCAACGACAUCGUGCAGCUGCUUAUCCGCUCCCAGUCGGACCCCCCCGACGGACCCCCUGGCCCCAGAGAGAACCCCCGGGACGUGGCCCUGGGCCCCCGGGAAGGCCCUAUGGACAGACCCCCAACGGCGGCCGCUGCUACGGCCACCCCCUGCGGUUCAAACUCCCCGAGUCCUGGGUCAAACUCCGCCAGGGCCCCGCAACCCCCCGCCCUGCCCAAGACCGGCCCCGCCCACGCAACAGACAUUACCAGCGUCAUCGUCAACAACAACAACAACAACAACAAUAAGAGCGGUACCGUCGCUAGCAGCCUGGCUAACAAUAAUAAUAACAAGUGCAACACAGCCAAGCCAGAACCGGCCGUUGCCACCACUAACUUUGCCGAUGCUAAACACGGGUCGGGUACGGGGUCCGGAUCCGGGUCAGGGUCCAAGCCGUCCCACCCUGCACCGGACACCCAGCCGUCCACGUCCAGCCGACCCGCGCUGGUGGACCCGGGUAUCGGUGUGUACAAGAUCAACGAGCUGGUGGACUGCCGGGACGUGACGGUGGGCGCCUGGUUCGAGGCCAGCGUGGAGAACGUGACCAAGGCCCCCCCGGUCCCCGUCAAGGGCAAGGUGGGCCGGCCCCCCAAAAGGACUAACGGCAAGCUGGAGGCGGAGUCUGGAGUCCAGCCCGCCCCUCCCCCCCAGGGCAACAGCGGUGUGGACGCCGCCCGGGGUAGCGGCGGUGCGGCGCUGGCCGCGGGGGGCGCUACAGGCUCCUCCCCCCUCGCCGCCGGCACGGACUCUGCGGGCGCCAAAGGCCCCGCCCCCGCGCCGACCGCAGACAGUAGGCAUCGCGAGGAGGACGUGGUCUACCAUAUUAAAUAUGACGACUACCCGGAGAACGGCGUGGUGGAGAUGCUGCCGGUGCACGUGCGGCCGCGGGCGCGGACCCUGCUGCGCUGGGAUCAGCUGAGUCCCGGCCUCCGGGUCAUGGUCAACCACAACCUAGAGACCCCCGAGGAGAGGGGCUUCUGGUUCGACGCCGAGGUGCACGCCCUCAACCAGGCGUCCCGCACCAGCAAGGAGCUGCGCGUCAACAUCCUGCUGGGGGGCUCAGGAGAUGUGAUCAGGGACUGUAAGGUCCACUUCCUCGACGAGGUCUACCAGGUGGAGAUACCGGGGGCCCGUGCGCUGUCUGCUGCGGACGGACAGUUCAAAAGGAAAAGCGGGCCGGAGUGCAAGCACUGCCGGGCGGACCCGGACGCGGAGUGCCGCUUCUGCUCGUGCUGCGUGUGCGGCGGGAAGCAGGACGCCCACAUGCAGCUGCUGUGCGACGAGUGCAACAUGGCGUUCCACAUCUACUGCCUCAGCCCGCCGCUCGCCACUAUCCCCGACGACGAGGACUGGUACUGCCCCACCUGCAAGAACGACACCAGUGAGGUCAUCAAGGCCGGGGAGAAGCUGAAGGCCAGCAAGAAGAAAGCCAAGAUGCCCUCGGCCACCACCGAGAGCCAGCGGGACUGGGGGAAGGGUAUGGCUUGUGUGGGGCGGACUAAAGAAUGCACCAUUGUUCCGUCAAACCACUACGGGCCCGUUCCUGGCGUUCCGGUCGGAACCACGUGGAAAUUCCGUGUCCAGGUGAGUGAGGCGGGGGUGCACCGACCGCACGUGGGCGGUAUCCACGGACGCAGUAACGACGGCUCCUAUUCGCUGGUGUUGGCCGGAGGCUUUGAGGAUGAAGUGGACAGGGGAGAUGAGUUUACCUAUACAGGAAGUGGGGGUCGCGACCUCUCAGGAAACAAGCGGAUUGGAGAGCACUCCUUUGACCAGACUCUGACCCACAUGAACAGGGCGCUGGCACUGAACUGCGACGCGCCGCUCAACGACAAAGACGGCGCCGAGUCGAGGAACUGGCGAGAGGGGAAGCCGGUGCGCGUGGUGCGGAGCUCCAAGGGCCGGCGCAUCAGCAAGUACGCCCCCGAGGAGGGCAACCGGUACGACGGCAUCUACAAGGUGGUGAAGUACUGGCCCGAGAUCGGGAAGUGUGGUUUCCUGGUGUGGCGGUACCUCCUCCGACGAGACGACCUGGAGCCCGCCGCCUGGACCCCCGAGGGCCUGGAGCGCAGCAAGAAGCUCAGCCUCGCCGUUCAGUACCCCCCAGGCUACCUGGAGGCCAUGGCCAACAAGACCAAGCGGGAGGCCAGUGCGCGUGGCGGGGGCUCCGGUCGGGGGAAGCGUCACCGAGGGCGGGGCCGGCCCCGGAUACACCCCAGGGUGGAGGAGGUGAAGGAGGAGCCAGGGGAGCAGAAGCCAGUGACCAUGGAGAUGCAGCCGGUGCCUCGGAGGAACGGAGAGGGGCAGAAGACCCCCAGAGCGAGUGCAGUAGUGACCACAGCCGCGGAGGAGAUCCCUGCUAAGAGGAUAAAGGUGGAGGAGUCCUUCCAGCUGUCUGUCCAGCAGCGGCAGCUCAUCCAGGAGGACACGGCCAACAGGAAGCUCUGGGACGAGGCCAUGGUAUCGCUGGCUGAGGGUCAGAACUUCUUGUGCAAGGUGGAGCAGAUGUUCAUGUGUGUGUGCUGCCAGGAGCUGGCCUACCACCCCGUCACCACCGUGUGCACACACAACGUCUGCAAGACGUGUCUCCAGCGAUCGUUCCGUGCCGAGGUGUACACAUGUCCGGCGUGCCGCCACGACCUGGGCAAGGACUACGGCAUGGGCCCCAACAAGACACUCCAGAUCCUGCUCGACCAGUUCUUCCCCGGAUACAGCAAGGGCCGAUGAGCUCGUCUUCAGCGGGAAAAUAUAACACCCACACGACACUCGCAACCCAACGCUCCCAACAGAGUUCACCUGUUACUUCCCAAAAAUACUCAUAUAAGCUCCACGUUUAAAACAAAUAGUGCAACAGACAGAAAAAGGAAAUAGCCCCAAGUCAAACACACCCACUGCAUAUGAAGUCAUUUGUGUAUAUGAUAGCCCCUUGCUAGACCACAUCAGAAACGGAUAAACGUUUGGACCGCCUCCAUCCUAAUCACCAGCCUAAAUUUAAAACCCCAAAGGUCCGGAUUGCGCUUUCUUUCUAUCCAGUAAUUGUACUCACUGCCACACUGUCCGCCGAUGCCAUGAGUUCAUAGUUGUACCUCAAACCAGGCAAUGCAUGUCUGCCAGACCUUGUGUGUUAGCUUCUGUGUACCACCCAAGCAGUGCGGGGUCAAAUUAAACUCAUUAGAAGGUGUGAGUACUUUAGGCAUUCCUGUGCCUAAUCUACUAGCAGCAUUGUGGGAAGACUCAUGUGGCGAAACCACUCAACACUUUUUCCACACCGUUCACAGUUUGUAUUUAUUUUAUAAAUAAUAAAACGCGUUUAGCAUAAUUUACCUGUGGUGGCAAGGAAAUCAAUAUUUGUAUGGAGAUCGUAAAAUGUUUAAUGUCAAUUGAAGCACUUUAAAAACAUUUGACAUUAUUUUCUAGCCUUCAUAUGAAGUCAUAUUCGGCAGCAAAUGGUGAGGCAGUAUUUUGGAAAUGGAUAUGGAUCCAUACAAGCAGCAGGUUGGUUUUUCUUCAAAUGUUAAAUCUAGAAAAUGGAGCUAAGCUACCACGAUUAAGGAACUUAAAGGUUGGGUAUGGGAUUUGCGAAACGCCAGUAGGGGGAGUGCAGUACAAUCGUUUGAUUGACGUACUUACUGUCCAAUGCCACUCGGUGGGUCUGGAAAUCAUUGGCUGGAGUUUUUCAAGCCCUGCCCGUUCCACAGAUGAUUGACUUGUUUAAUUUUUAUGUCAGUACUUCUAACUCAGUGGCUGUAAGUGGGUUAUGAUAAGGAUUUCAAGUAAUUUUGCAAAAAUGGCCAAAAAAGAGAAUUCCAUACCCAACCUUUAAAUCUUGGACAAAUGUGAAAGGUUAAGCUAAUAAAAACUGACAUUUAGGUUGAACGUUACUCAAAUUGGUAUUAGUCUAGCUAGGCUACUGCUAAUGCUGGAGCUUGGCUUGUCUAGCUACUAGCCUGCUCUCUACUUAUAUAUUUGUUGCUAUUAUACGUUAAAAACUGCAGUUAAACCCAGGUCAUGCAGUACAGAUGUAGGCUGUUUAUUAUUGGGGGAUUCUAUUUUUUAAGAUCUCAAUUUCAAUAUAGACAGGAAAAAUCUAGUUUGGAGGAUGUUCAAAAUGAAUUGAGUCUCGUUCUUUGAUUCUCACCAAAAGUUUGUAACUUUGUCAACCAAUCGUGACAAAUAACUAACACAAGUUAAACGUCUGAUGGAGGACUCCCAAGUGUGAAUCUGCGAUAGAAAUUAGUUCAAUUCCAAGUUACUAAAAUGGAUUCUGUCAAAUGUAUCGUAGAACGCCUUGGCUUUUGUAGGAUAAAAAAUCCAAUGAAUUAUUAUAGUUUUAUUGACUAAAAUGAUCAUAGGAAGUAUGGAAAACAGCAGUUUUUCAGGGAGUCACUUUACAGUCACUUUUAUCGAAAGGGACUUUCAGUGAUUUGUGAUCCAGAUCCUGCUCCUGACGAGCUGGCCGUUCCGCAGACAUGUGGGUCGCAUCAAUACCUUUCUCUCCUCUAACCUGAUUCAUUUCCUAUGUGCAAAGGAGGUUUAAUUCAGGGGAAGCCGUCAUCAUUGGUUUUAGGUCCAUGAAUGUGAUUAUGGACAUAAUACAAUACAUGGAGGCUGAUAUUCAAGCACAAGGAAGUUCCACAGAUACAUCCUGCCAGUAAAAUCUCCCGUUGCUUUAAAUUGAGACUUUAACGGCAUUUUUACCCCCAAAAAUUUAAAGGGGGUAGACUUCCUUGUCAUUCUGAUUCCAUUUUACAAUGUCAAUCACCUUGUUACCCUGGGUAUAACCAAAAAGAAAAGCAUUCAUAGAAUAACUUGGUUGCACACAAUAAUCUACUUGAUACUAUCAAAAAAUCACUGCGGAUAUUCAAUGUAAUUGUUUGGUUGUGUGACGUCGUCCCAGGUCGGGAUUAGUCGUCACAACAGCACACUUUGCAGUUUAUGUAUUAUUAUCUACACAUGACAAUGGUCAAGGCAUUACGACUUUACAACUAGAAUAGUGUACAGUAAUUAUGGUCACAGAUUUUACAUGAUGAAUGCAGAUUUAGCAGUUUGUGUCAUGUAAUUUUUCCAAAAAGUACAAUAACAGUUUUCAACAUACAGUACCUCUCUUAUUUGCUCAUUGCCGCGUUAAUCAGAGCCAUCUCACUAGCCGGCAUGUCUAUUUCAAUGGUUCAGCUUUGCAUUCUCAUGUAAUAAUACUUCAUUGUAUUUAUGAUGACUCUUCGUAUUCUAAUUGUUUACGUGGACAACAGUGAGUCACAUGGUUGAAACUGCAACUUGGUGAUGCAACAAUGCCCGAGGUUGUCAGAAAUACAUCAUGGAAUCUUAGUUAGCUGUACAUGUAAUCCAUUCAUUUGAUGUGGCUACAAAUCAACACCAAACGCCACAGUCGUCAGAAGCUAGAUUGUAAUUUGGGUAGAGGAGUUACCCCAUGUUAUUUUCUGAUUGUCUUUUGUAACAUCCUGUGUCCCAUACAAGGUUUGCAGUGGGUUUAAGUCUGCAAAUACAGAACCCUUCACUUGUUGAUGAACUUUCAGUCGCCCAGGUCUACAACAGGUAUUUCGCCAAAGGCUGAGGGUAGGCCGUUCCCGAGGGGACGGAGUCUAAGCUGUCCCACACACAGGUUCACGCGGAACGAGAUAUUGACGAGGUCUAUAAGAACCCAACUUGGUCCCACACAUUUCGCUAGUCCCGUUGAGUUGUUUUUUUUGGCUUAUGUUUGGCUGGCUAUUUGUUUGUUUUCCGUGGCUAUGUCCUCGUUUCCUUUUCUGCAAGUUCUUGUCUUUGUUUUUGUUUGUUUUUAAACCAUGCAAAUCCAAAGGAUGCUAUCGCCUCUAAAUCUAACUGUGACGUACUUAACUUUUAACACCGUUGUUCAAGCUUGCUUGACCAUUCCUUCUUCUCGGAUGGACUGGAGAUCUACUAGUCUUCAUUUCUGCUGCUGUAUGCGCCCCCCCCCUCUCCCUCCCUGUUCCCGUCAUUACCCUCUGUGCCCUUCAGUACUAACGUUUUUUCUAGACGUCUUGUGGACGCUUGGCUUAAGUGUUGUGUUUUAUGUUUUUUAACUAUUGCACUCUUGACGAAGAAAAAAAACGAUUGAAAAGACAGUCACGGUCAUCCGGUUUCAUAUACUGUGUAAUAUUAUGUAUGUACGCCUUUUGUGUUCAAUCAUUUUAGUUGAGUCGUUAGUCGUGUUGAUGUGGAGGUGUCGGACCAUGGCAGAGUGUCAUCGCGUCAUAUUGUGAUCUGAAAUUUUAUACAUGUUAUAAUACUUGAUAUGUACCUAUUAAAUAUUUUGAUUCCAGAAAACGACUCCUCUUGGAAUGUUUUCCUUACCUGAUUCACUUGAACCGCAUUAGGUUGUGCAGUCCAAGGUUUUCAGAUCAACAAAAUGUUUAGUUGCUUCAUACAAUACUUGGCUCAAUCAAUAAGUAGGCAGAUUAAAUGUAUAUGAACUCACUUAAACGUAUUGCUACAAUUAAUUUAAAUUAAGUGCAAUUCUUGCACAUGCUAAUGCUUUCCUCAUUUUAUUAUGUGUGAAUCCUCUAAAGUUAUUAGAAGUACAAUUAUACAAUUGCAUUGAGCAAGUAGUUAUAGUAAUCCACUGAUACAAAGCAUCAAUUUAAACGGCACACAUUUAGCAUUUAAUUCAAGAAUGUUUGGAUAAAAAAAACAUACAAAAUAUAGGUAUCAGGAGAAAUAUCAGUUAUAGCUUAGCUUCAGGAUCUUCCUUUGAAAUAGUGGAUAUUUGCAUAAGUAUAUUGAUCUAAACUAAAGAUGAAUGGUAUGAAUCAGUGUGUGUAAUUAAUAAAUAAUCCAAUGACAUUUUCUAUAAUUACUUUAUUAUCACAGAAGCAGGUACCACUAUGCGGUUGGACAAACUUUAAACUAUAAUGUAAAGGAUUUUAAAGGAAUGCUAGUCCAAAACUUCAGAAAUAUUAUAUAAUCACAACAAUUUCUCUUUACUUUCAACAAAAACAAAAUGCUACAAUAACGUCAGGUAUACAUCACAGAAAGAAGCCAAAACUGAGGCCUCUGAAUCAGUCACAUGCAACAGCAUCCAUGUUUUUCACUCAAAACCUUACAUAUCUAACUUGAAUUACUAUCCAGCUAUAAAGUACCAAUAAUUGGGGUUGUUGCUCAGAGAGCCUUGUGUACAAUCCCAAUGCUUAUAGUGCAGUGCCGUCCUACAGACGACACUUGGUAACUGCAAUAGGAUACGUUGGGAAUCGGGGAUGAAGUCCUGAUGUUCGGCACUAGAACCAGUGACAUGAAGGCAAGGCAGCCAUUACACGUGUAUCCAUCUGACGUUUUUGUUGUACAUU